AUGAGGGUAACUUUGAAUAAAAUAAUCCAAAAGGAAAUCGUUUUUACUAGUGAAGGUUUAGACAAAUUCCAAUCGACUACUGGAGCACCUCAAAAUCAGAUGAAUAAAAUGACCAAUUUCAUUAGAAGUUUUGCCGGAAGAAAAUCUAUUCCAAAAAAUUAUAAACAACAUAUGCGUGAAAAAUCUAAUUCAGUGAAAGAUAUUUAUGAAAACGCUAUUUGCCCUUUUGAAGCCAAAGAAGGUAUGGUUAAUAGACCUGUUGUAUAUGCUAAUACAACAAAUCUUAUUAACGCAAUAUUUGAGAGACGGAAUCAAACUGCAACAUCAACGUAUCCUUGCCCUUACUAUUUCAUCACUUUAAGCGAAUUGCACACUUUUGGAAAAGUGACUGUUGAUGCCGAUAAAGAGGAAUCUAUGGAAAUUGACGAUAAUAUAAUUGUGAAAACAUUCAAAAAUUUAAAAGAUGAUUACAAUAAAUUUAAAUGUUUUGGCAAAGAUAAAAAGUAUGCUAAGGAAUCCCACAGUACAGUCAAUAUGCCUCUCUUUUUUUAUGAAAAAGAAUCGGAGUAUAAAGAUGUCGUCAAUGAUGAAGCAGAAGAUGACAUGAACGUGUACGUUCUUCAGAAAUGUGUUUUGCCUGAACUUCAUCUGUUACAAGGAUUUACAAACCACCUAUUCUGGAAUGGCAUAGUUCCUGCUGUAGGACGUGAGAAGGCUCUGAUUUGGCCAUCAAAAUUGAAGUUUGUAGCAAAAAAUUAUCAGGGUGAAAUUUUUGAGGGUAAUGCCUGCCGAAAACUUCUGCAAGAAUCGGAUAAAUUGCUUGAUCCUGAAAUUUACGAACAUGUUGGUCCGUCAAGUUACAGCCAUACGUCGCUGCUUUUAAGACGCAUCGUGCAGAUAUUACCGAUUUAG
Psylliodes chrysocephalus is the source of this 912-nucleotide messenger RNA. NCBI's taxonomy places the organism in Eukaryota, Metazoa, Arthropoda, Insecta, Coleoptera, Chrysomelidae. The record is from the annotation of a GenBank genome assembly.